This is a messenger RNA of Mytilus californianus (California mussel), 1269 nucleotides long. RefSeq lists its product as uncharacterized. The coding region runs from base 60 to 1250 and encodes 396 amino acids. The transcript has 2 exons. The record is from RefSeq and is a predicted model, not a curated record. NCBI's taxonomy places the organism in Eukaryota, Metazoa, Mollusca, Bivalvia, Mytilida, Mytilidae.
UGAUAAGGUAAAUAAAUACUGUCAUUUUAGAAAUCUGAUUGACUCAGAGUUAAUUCAACAUGACAACAACAAAAAGACAACAGAUGAUACAGCACUAUGUUGAUAACAUGUCAAAGAUUGAUACACAAAAGGACAAAGCGCUCAAUCAGUUAAAAACUUUCUGCAGUGAAAUGCGUCAACAAAUCGACAGAAUGGAAAACUCUCUCAAAGAAGAAUUAGACUUAGCGGCGAUCAGAUAUAAAUCAAAGCUUCAAGAGCAAAUCAAACGUCUUAAAGAACAAGAAUCAAGCACUGAUGAGCCUGUCAAAAAGGAAGCUGAUCACACCAAAUCUUUGAAACAACUUUCUGUAGAGCUUUCCCUUGAUAGAUCGAUUCUAAAUGUGAUCAAAUGUUCAGGGAAACUUCUAUUCAAUGAAACAGAUACAUCAUUUGUUCCGGUAAAAGAGGAAACGAAACACUUCAAAAGUAUUGAAAUGGGUAGUAGCAUAUUUCAUGCUAUUGGGAAAUUCCAGUUCCAAAGGUUAAACACUAAUGUAAAUAUGCCAAUAAAUGGGACACUUUUGCCAAACGGUAAUAUCAUAUUUGCUGCUCCUUUCCCUCCAAGUGGACAGUUACUUAUCUAUACUCAGACAGGGGAACAGGUUAAAGCAGUUCAUCUAAGCUCGUUUCCUCACUCAGUAAUUGCAAUCAAUCCAUCUUUAGUUUGCGUUUCGAUUCAAUACAUGAAAUAUGUAGAAUUUCGAAACGUUGAAUCUCUAGAAAUGAUCCGCACGGUAGAAUUACCAGAAGCUGUAUCAGGUCUGGGUCGUAUUGGUGAAAACGUAGUUCUCGCUUGUGAAAAUACUGGGAUACUGAUUGUUAAUGCAGCUGGUGAGAUAAUACAAACGAUUAAGGCACCUAUCAAAACAGGGUACAUCGAUACUAUGGAAGAAAACAUAUUUUACAUUGAUACAAAACUAGGCAAUUUAUUUUGUUUCAACAGUGAAACCGGUGAUAAAUGUUUUGAGGUAGAUUUUAAAUUUGAAAAUUCAAAUGGAAUCGCAGUUUUAAGGGAUAAAAGUAUUUUGAUUUCUAUGUUCAGAAUGGGUAAAAAUAAUAUUUCUCGAAUCUCAGCGGACGGUACUAAACAGGUAAAACAGAACGAAUUCUCUUCAUUGAGCUGGCCAUGUGCAGUGAUAAACAACAGUACAAUGAGGAAAUUGUAUGUAGUUCAUAGCAAUAAUCAAGUGUCGAUUUAUGAAGAAAAAUAAAACUCAUUUGUUGUUGUUA